AUGGAUGGGGUUAUCUUUUCUUUUUUCCUAAUAUUUAUCCAAGAGGCGCACACUCUGCGUUAUGGCACCGCCAAAGACCUGCAACCAUAUAUGCCCAACGUGUGCGUGGAGAGGGAGGUGACACUGGUCGCCCAGAGGCAGCCGUGUGUGCAGGCCUUCACACGCAUGGUUAAAGUGUGGAAGCAAGGCUGUUUGGGGCAGUCCUGGUGCAUGGGGUACGAGAGGAGGACGGCAUACUACACGGCAUACAGACAAGUGUACAGACAGGAUUAUGACACUGUGUACAAGUGUUGCCCUGGAUGGUCUCAGCUUAAUGGAGAUGCGGGUUGUCUUUACCCUGUGUGCAGCUACGGUGUGUGCUUCAACGGGGGCCAUUGUCGGGUUGGUUCCACCCAGCUCUGUGACUGUCCUGCAGGCUUCAAUGGACCCAGCUGCCAGUAUGAUGUGAACGAGUGUGAGGAGACCAAUGGAGGCUGUGAGGCUCUGUGCUGUAACACCAUAGGAAGCUUCUACUGCCGGUGUCCUUCUGGACAAAUACUGAGCGAAGAUGGUAAAACAUGUAAAGAUAUCGAUGAAUGCCAGGUCCACAAUGGAGGCUGCCAGCACAGAUGUGUUAACACCAGGGGCUCCUACUACUGCGAAUGUCACCCGGGCUCCCGUCUGCAUGUGGACGGCCGCACCUGCCUCGCUGUCCAUUCAUGUGCCAUCAGCAACGGAGGAUGUGAACAGUACUGUGUGCAGCAGUCCGCCGCUCACUUCCGCUGCCGAUGCAAACCAAACUACAUCCUGGCAGAGGACGGCAAGCACUGCAAACUGCAGAACCCGUGUGCCGAUCAGAACGGAGGCUGCGCACACGUUUGUCAGGUGGACGGUGGCAAAGCUCACUGUGACUGUAAGCCCGGUUACAUCCUGGCUGAAGACAGGAAAACCUGUGAAGACAUUGACGAGUGUGAGACUGAAGAAGCCAACUGUGCUCACGGCUGCCACAACACGCUGGGCUCCUACGCGUGUGUGUGUCACGCUUCCUAUGAGCUCGGGUCUGAUGGGAAACAGUGCUACAGAAUUGAGAUGGAGAUCGUGAACAGCUGUGAGAACAACAACGGCGGCUGCUCGCACCACUGCCAGCAUUCAACCAGCGGGCCAGCCUGCUCCUGUAACCAAGGUUACAGACUGGAUGACGACCUUAAAACCUGCCUCGACGUGGACGAGUGUGGAGAGCAGAGCUCCUGCUGCGAGCAGGACUGCACCAACUACCCUGGAGGUUACGAGUGCUACUGCUCCGCAGGAUACAGGCUCAACUCAGAUGGGUGUAGCUGUGAUGACGUAGAUGAGUGUCUGGCUGGCAAUGCCGGCUGCGAUCACACGUGCCAGAACAGCGCGGGUUCUUUCCAGUGCUUCUGCCGCCGGGGUUUCCGUCUGGACGACGACCGGCAGUCCUGCAUCCCGCUCGAAGAUGCAGUUGAGGCCCUGUCCAGCGGGGGUCCCAUCGAGCUGCCACUCAUCCGGCCCCAGCUCACCUUGCUGCAGGACUACAACCAGCCGCUGGAGCGCUAUGACGACUACGAAGACGACGAGGGGGAGCUGAGGGCCGAGAGUAACCUGGCAGAGAAGUUUGUGUGUUUGGACGACACCUUCGGGAACGACUGCAGCUUGACGUGUGACGACUGCUCUAACGGAGGGAAAUGCAACGUGUGGAAAAAUGGCUGCGACUGUCCUGAUGGAUGGACGGACAUCCUCUGCAACCAGACGUGCUCCGAGGGACAUUUUGGUAAAAACUGCUCCUUCCACUGUAAGUGUAAAAACGGUGCUAGCUGUGAUCCGGUCACUGGGAGCUGCCGCUGUCCACCAGGAGUCAGUGGAGACUUGUGUCAGGAUGGUUGUCCAAAGGGUUUCUACGGAAAACAGUGCAACAAGAAGUGUAACUGUGCGAAUAAUGGACGCUGCCAUCGAACCUACGGAGCCUGUCUGUGUGAUCCUGGACUCUACGGACGCUUCUGCCACCUCCCUUGUCCUAAGUGGACGUUCGGAGCGGGCUGCUCUGAGGAGUGUCUGUGUGUCCAGCAGAACACUCUGGAGUGUCACCGUCGCCAUGGCACCUGCGUCUGUAAGUCUGGUUACCGGGGAAACACCUGCAAGGAAGAGUGCGAACCCGGAACGUUUGGAUCCGGCUGCGAGAGGAAGUGCUCCUGUCCUCCUGGAGUGUCGUGUGAUCAUGUGACUGGAAUGUGCCUUCGAAAGUGUCCUCCUGGUCGUCAGGGGGAGAGCUGUGAUCAAGACUGUCCAGAGGGAUGGUUCGGAGCGGGCUGCGUUCAGCCCUGCAACUGCACCAGCGCCCCCUGUGACAAAGUGACAGGACAGUGCAAGUGUCCGGCAGGGACGACGGGAAAACACUGCGAGAACUUGUGUCAGGAGGGACUUUGGGGACCAGGCUGCAGAGAGACCUGCCCGGCUUGUGAGAACGGCGGCUCGUGUGAUAAACACAACGGAUCGUGUAACUGUCCGGCUGGAUUCAUGGGAAAACUCUGCCAGGACUCGUGCCCAGGUGGACACUUCGGUCACGGCUGCCAGAUGAGGUGUGUGUGUGAGAACAGCGCUCACUGCGACCCGGUGACUGGACGCUGCACCUGCGCUCUCGGCUGGACCGGACACAACUGCAGGAAAGUGUGUGAUGUGGGACACUGGGGAGCCGACUGUGCAGGAACAUGCGACUGCAGGAACGGAGACGGCAGCUGUGACGCGGUGACGGGCCAGUGCAACUGUGAGGCUGGUUACACUGGGACCCAGUGUCAUCACAAGUGUCCAGCAGGUAUGUUUGGUCUCGGUUGUCGUCACCGGUGUCAGUGUGACAACAAGGCGUUGUGCGACCAUGUGAGCGGAGCCUGUACCUGCCUGGUGGGAUGGACGGGAAGCUUCUGCGAAAAACCGUGUCCUCAGGGUUUCUACGGCCUGGACUGUCAGGAGAAGUGUUUGUGUCUGAACGGCGGCAGCUGCGAUCACGUCAGCGGAGUUUGUUCGUGUCCUGCCGGCUGGAUCGGUCCCUUCUGCAACCUGACUUGCCCGCCCGGCUUCUAUGGGGAAGCGUGUAACCAAACCUGUCGCUGCGGCAACGGCGGCGGCUGCCACCCGGCCAGUGGGCAGUGUGUGUGCACGGCGGGCUGGACCGGACCCAGAUGCACAGAAGAAUGCCCUGCAGGAUUCCACGGAGCCGACUGCCGGCAGCGCUGCUUGUGUCAGAACGGAGCCUCGUGCAAUAAGACCAGUGGAAAGUGCACAUGUGCCAGUGGGUGGACUGGUGCAGCCUGUGAACUGGAGUGUGUAGCAGGUCGGUUCGGGGCCGACUGCCAGCAGCAGUGUGAAUGUGAGAACGGCGGCCAGUGUGACCGGCAGACGGGACGGUGCAGCUGCCACGCCGGCUGGAUCGGAGAGCUCUGUGAGAAAGCAUGUGAAGCAGGCCUGUUCGGUGCUGGCUGCCAGGAGAGCUGCCGGUGUGUGCACGGGGUUUCAUGUCACCACGUCACCGGAGAGUGUCAGUGUCCACCGGGCUGGAGAGGAAAACUCUGUGACAAAGCGUGUUUGCCAGGUACGUUCGGGCCGAGCUGUGAGCAGCAGUGCAGUUGUGCCCAGGGAACAUCCUGCCACCACAUCUCUGGAGAGUGUGGCUGUCCUCCCGGAUUCACCGGCAACGGCUGUGAGCUCACUUGUCUUCCAGGAACCUUUGGUCAGAACUGUAACCACGUCUGUCAGUGCUCACAGACAAACCAGCUCUGCCACCCAGUGUCCGGAUCCUGUUACUGCGCCCCAGGUUUCCAAGGUCCAAAAUGCGAGCAAGCCUGUGGAGAAGGUCGUUACGGUUCGAACUGCGAGAGGCAGUGCAGGUGUGUGAAUGGAGGGAAGUGCGUUCCUUCCACUGGAGCCUGUGAAUGUCCAGCAGGGUUCAUAGGAGCACGCUGCAACAUCACGUGUCCAGCGGGGCGUUAUGGCGUCGACUGUGCUCGGGUGGCCACGUGUGGAGAGGGGGCCAAGAAUGACCCGGUCACCGGUCGGUGUGUGUGCAUCCCUGGACGGAGAGGAGAGGACUGUGGGCACAGCUGCCCUCCAGACUGGUUCGGGGCGGACUGUGCCCAACGUUGUAACUGCAGUAAUGGAGGAGUGUGUGACUCAGUAACUGGAAACUGCACCUGUGGUCUGGGCUGGACCGGCGCACACUGCGACAGAGAAUGUCCCGUGGGCAGAUUUGGUGCCAACUGCCAGCUGAAAUGCAAGUGUCAAAAUAAUGGCACAUGUGACAGAGUGACGGGGACGUGUCAGUGUGGUCCAGGCUUCUAUGGACAUCUGUGUGAACAUGCCUGUCCUCCUGGUCUCCACGGCCCGCUGUGCCGGCUGCAGUGCGACUGUAUGAACGCAGCCUCCUGUCACCCUGCGUCGGGCCACUGUGUCUGUCCUCCAGGAUAUUACGGAGCCCGCUGCCACAGAGUGUGUGAACAGGGAACUUUCGGUCUGGGAUGUGCUAAAGUGUGCGACUGUGAGGACGACUCUCCGUGUGACACUGUGACGGGAAGAUGUCUCUGCUCCUCAGGGAAGACGGGACUCAGAUGUGACAGCGACUGCAGAGUGAAUCACUACGGCCCGGACUGCGCUGAGACCUGCGAGUGUCAGAACGGAGCCGGAUGCGACCGACGCAACGGCCGCUGCAGCUGCGUGCACAGCUGGAUCGGCCUCUCCUGUCAGGAAGGUGGACCUCCACGUGUCACCUAUGGGAGCAGCAGCAGAGGAGACUCACAACACAACAACUCAUUAUAG
Molecule: messenger RNA, 4800 nt
Organism: Limanda limanda (common dab)
Lineage: Eukaryota; Metazoa; Chordata; Actinopteri; Pleuronectiformes; Pleuronectidae
Gene: megf6b
Product: multiple EGF-like-domains 6b
Exons: 38
Coding region: 1-4800 (1599 amino acids)
Molecular function (GO): calcium ion binding; protein binding
Source: RefSeq, a predicted model, not a curated record